Messenger RNA from Choloepus didactylus (southern two-toed sloth), 4052 nucleotides. RefSeq names its product E74 like ETS transcription factor 1 (gene ELF1). Gene Ontology annotation, molecular function: DNA-binding transcription factor activity, RNA polymerase II-specific; sequence-specific DNA binding. Gene Ontology annotation, biological process: cell differentiation; regulation of transcription by RNA polymerase II. The record is from RefSeq and is a predicted model, not a curated record. The transcript is spliced from 10 exons. The coding region runs from base 836 to 2695 and encodes 619 amino acids. Gene Ontology annotation, cellular component: nucleus. Lineage: Eukaryota; Metazoa; Chordata; Mammalia; Pilosa; Megalonychidae.
UGAGGUCACGCGAAGGGGCGAAAGCGCGACGGGACCUGAGCUGAACGACGGGAACCUCAAGCCUCAACUCCCCGCGUCACCCCGCCUAUUCUCUCUCUAUUCCCCUGGUCUCCAGGACCCCCACCCUCCUUCUAGGCUCGCUGGCUCGUGGCCAAAGAGCUCGCGCGCCGCCUCCGCCCCGAACGCAAACAGCUGUUCCCAGAGACGUCGCCGCCCUCAACUUUGCCUACAAGUCCGCACGCACUCUGACCAGCGAGGGAACCCGGACCUGUAGGCUGGGGGCCAUUGGUUGGCGGAGUUAAAAAAAAGAAAGGUGAAAGAGCUGGUUGCUGGGCCGUGAGUUGCUGGGCUUCGCCUCAGAACUUCCCUUUGGCGGAGCGGCCCCGCCCCUCCCCCACGCCCGCGCGCCUAGCCCGGGCGCUAUCCCUGGCUCGUCACCGCGUGGACAGCGGCGCCCCCGGCUCGAGUGGCGUCAAGGCGGCGGCGGGAGUGGCGGUGACAGGGUUUGGAGCGACGGCAACGGCCGCGCUUGGCACUUGUCAGAUGAAGUUUAGCAAAGUCUUGAAGGAUGGGGAGAGAGAUAGAGGGGAAACAGCAACGAGAGGAAAGGCAGAGAGGUCAAGAAAUUUCAGAGAAGAAAAAUUGCCACAAUUUGAAUAGAAUAUCAGUGAGAUAAGAAAAUUUGAAGCACCUUCCCUAAAGAAAAGCUGGGUAUACAGUAACUUGACGGACUUAGCUGUGGAUUUUUUACACAAAUUUGUUGCUGGACUGUGCCACCUGUUACUUGAACCUGUUUGGAGUUUUUCUCAUGUGGAUCUAAGGGGAAUGCUUUAUUAUGGCUGCUGUUGUCCAACAGAACGACCUAGUAUUUGAAUUUGCUAGUAACGUCAUGGAGGAUGACCAACAGCUUGGUGAUCCAGCCAUUUUUCCUGCUGUAAUUGUGGAACAUGUUCCUGGUGCUGAUAUUCUCAAUAGUUAUGCUGGACUAGCCUGUGUGGAGGAACCCAGUGACAUGAUUACCGAGAGCUCACUGGAUGUUGCCGAAGAAGAAAUCAUAGAUGAUGAUGACGACGACAUCACUCUUACAGUUGAAGCUUCCUGUCAUAAUGGGGAUGAAACUAUUGAAACUAUCGAGGCUGCUGAGGCACUUCUCAAUAUGGAUUCUCCUGGCCCCAUGCUGGAUGAAAAACGAAUAAAUAAUAAUAUAUUUAGUUCAUCUGAAGAUGAUAUUGUUGUUGCCCCAAUCACCCAUGUAUCCGUCACAUUAGAUGGGAUUCCUGAAGUGAUGGAAACUCAGCAGGUUCAAGAGACAUAUGCAGACUCACCAGGAACCUCAUCACCAGAACAACCCAAGAGAAAGAAAGGGAGAAAAACUAAACCAUCACGACCAGAUUCUCCAGCCACCACACCAAACAUAUCUGUGAAGAAGAAAAACAAAGAUGGGAAGGGAAACACAAUAUACCUUUGGGAAUUUCUACUAGCACUGCUGCAAGACAAAGCUACCUGUCCUAAAUACAUCAAAUGGACCCAGCGAGAAAAAGGCAUUUUUAAAUUGGUGGAUUCUAAAGCAGUGUCCAGGUUGUGGGGGAAGCACAAAAACAAGCCUGAUAUGAAUUAUGAGACCAUGGGAAGAGCUCUCAGGUACUAUUACCAAAGGGGUAUUCUGGCAAAAGUGGAAGGUCAGCGCUUGGUGUAUCAGUUUAAGGAAAUGCCAAAAGAUCUUAUUUAUAUUGAUGAUGAAGAUGCAAGCUCCAGCAUAGAGUCUUCAGAUCCAUCAGUGUCUUCAACAACCACUUCAAGUCGGAACCAAGUGAGCCGAUCCAGGAUAUCUUCAAGUACAGGGAUAAAAGGAGGCGCCACUACAGUUCUAAAACCAGGGAAUUGUAAAGCUCCAAAACCCAAAGAUCACGUGGAAGUUCCACAGCCAUCAGAAGUUUUGAGGACAGUGCAGCCUAUGCAGGUUCCAUAUCCUACCCAGCUCUUCCGGACUGUCCAUGUAGUGCAGCCAGUACAAGCUGUCCCAGAAGGAGAAGCAACUGUAAUGAAUAGCAUGCAUGAUGAAACAUUAAAUUCUUCCAUUCAGAGUAUUAGGACUAUACAGGCUCCAGCCCAAGUUCCAGUGGUGGUUUCUCCUGGGAAUCAGCAGUUGCAUACAGUAACACUCCAGACCGUGCCACUUACAACAGUUAUAGCCAGCACAGACCCAUCAUCAGGUGCUGGAGCUCAGAAAUUUAUUUUACAAGCCAUUCCAUCAUCACAGCCCAUGACAGUACUGAAAGAAAAUGUCAUGCUGCAGUCACAGAAGCCCGGCUCUCCUCCUUCUAUUGUUUUUAGCCCUGCCCAUGUGCAGCAGGUUCUUACUAGCAAUGUUCAGUCAGUUUGCAAUGGAACAGUCAGUAUGGCUUCAUCUCCAUCCUUCAAUGCUUCUACGCCUGUGGUCACCUUUUCUCCUCGCAGUUCACAAUUGGUUGCUCACCCACCUGGCACUGUAAUCACUUCAGUUAUCAAAGCUCAAGAACCAAAAACUGUUAAGCAGGAAGUAGAAGAAAAGGAGAUCGAAGAUAAUUUCAAUGAAGACACUGAAAAAACUGAGCAACAGCCACAGCCUUAUGUGAUGGUGGUGUCCAGUUCCAACGGCUUUGCCUCUCAGGUAGCAGUGAAACAAAAUGAACUGUUGGAACCCAACUCUUUUUAAUACACCAAAGGAAUUAUGGAUUUUUUAAUUGAACAUUUUCACUUGUAUGCAAACUUAUCAAUUCUAAGACAUUUGAUAGAGGUUUCUAAUUUUGUAGUCAAUGGUUAAAAGUAAUACUUUAGUUUUAACUUAGGUGAGGAGAAAAACCCAAAUGUUUCUCUUUGUUCUCCAUGUUUCAGAAUUUAAUUGUGAAGGAACAGGCAUUUUAUACUAUGAAGACAUUCUUUUGAGAUUUUUUUUUUCAGUUGCUACCAUCGUAAGCAUUUUUAAAGUUUAUUUUCUAAUUUUACAUUUUACUAGCUCUUCUGAUGCUUUUGUAAAUAUAAGGCAACAGGAAGUUUAUAUAGGAACUGUUUUCAUUCCAUAACUUCAUGUAUAAGUCUUGACUCUUUGAAAGGAAAGAAACCUAUUUUUGCUUUGUUAAAAUUAUGAUUUCACUUAGAUUGACUUUAGUUGGCUGCACUGUAUAAUGAACUAUGGGUUUGUAAAAUAUAAUAUUAAAAAUCAAAACCUGGACUGGUUGGAAAUUAUCUCCAGAAGCAGGUUAGUAUAAAAAUUAUCAGCUUAAGGGCUUUCCCACUGAUUAGCUGUGUAACCUUGGGAAAGUCACUUUCUGGGUUUUAGUUCUGCUCAUAAAAGGAAAGGAUGCCUUGGAUUAGAUGAUUUCCAAAUUCCUCUCUAGUUCUAAAAUUUAUGAUUCUAGCGCCUAUAUUUUAAAUUUAUAUUAAUUAACACAUCAGGUUAUUUCCUAAUGUAAAUAUAGCUAAAAUACUGAUUUUUAAAAAUAUGGCCACAAAAUUGAUUGUUCCAUUAUCAGUAUGAUCUGCCAUGAGCCUAAAUUUCUUCCUAAAUCCUUUGUUCAUUAGCUCUUAGGCCACUAGUAAACUUACGUUGCUGAAUGCUAACUGAUUCACUUCUAUUGUGAAAGAGUCAAGUAUCUUUCUUAAGGGCCCAGAAAGCAACUUAAGCCUUGGUCUAAUCUGGCUGAGUUGUCAUUUGCUAUAAAAGCAUAAUUGCUGUAUGUUUUGGAUCAUUUUUUUUUUAAUGGGCUGGAAGGGGGAAAAUUACAUACAAAGAUAUAUACAUAUAUAUUCAUGUUUCUGAAAUGAAAGUUUUUAGAUUAUUUUCCAACUGUAAAUAAUGUACAUUUAAUUUCACAAGAAAAAUUAUUAUCUGCAUAUUUUCUGGUAUAGUAAAGGGAAAUUUUUGUAGAUGAAAAAAUCAUGUUUAGAGGUCUAAUGUUAUAUGUUUUCAUACUAUAAAGUGAAUUUGUAUUUAAACAAAAUUUUAAAUUUUGGAAUCCUCUAAACCUUUUUGUAUCUUUAAUUGGUUUAUUAAAUAAAUCAUGUAAAAAUUC